Molecule: messenger RNA, 1079 nt
Organism: Drosophila nasuta
Lineage: Eukaryota; Metazoa; Arthropoda; Insecta; Diptera; Drosophilidae
Product: receptor expression-enhancing protein 3
Exons: 1
Coding region: 124-978 (284 amino acids)
Biological process (GO): endoplasmic reticulum tubular network organization
Cellular component (GO): cytoplasmic microtubule; endoplasmic reticulum tubular network; endoplasmic reticulum membrane
Molecular function (GO): microtubule binding
Source: RefSeq, a predicted model, not a curated record
UUAAAUAUAAAUAUUGAAAGAAUUUAAAAAAAGGAGACAUACCCUCAAACUUACAAUUAAUACAAAUAUAAAAAUUCCAUUGUAUAAAAGAAAGCAAGACAUUUGCAUCGAAAUUUGUUAAACAUGUGUUUCUUCAGCAUUGUGACGCGAUUCUUGAUCAUAACCUUUGGGCUCCUGAGGCCCGCACGUUACACCCACCAAGCUAUCGACUUGGCCCGAGAGCGAGAGCUGACUGCUUGGAGCAAGUAUUGGGUAGUCUAUGCGGGUCUGGUGUGCAUCGAGAUGUUAGGAGAUGCAUUCUUCGCCUGGAUGCCGCUAUACGCAGAGACCAAGCUGCUGAUUGUCUUGUGGCUGAUUGUAUCAGCGCCCCAGGCGAGCGUCUGGGUCUUUGAUACGAUUCUCCAUCCGCUGUUAAUAAGGCAUGCAUCAAAGAUCGAUCACUUUCUGGUGCACGGCAAAGCGCAUUUACUCAGCGAUGUGCUGAGAUACUCCUCAGGGUUCUGUGUGCGCAGUUUGAACUCUGUGCUGCCCUUGGUAUCGCAGUUGUGGAAGAAACCUCCUCGCCAUCCGCAGACUGACGAUGCCCUGGAUGCUCUAAGUAACGAAGAUCCUGAUGAUGUGGAACCGACUAUAGAAGAGUCCAGAACGCAUUCUAAUCAGUAUUUGGAUGCGAUCACUGAAGAAGAAACCUAUGACAUCGCGUUUACAUCGUCACAAUCGCAGUCGAUGGGACAAAUUAAUGGAGCACAACGUAAAAAUAAUUUCUCGAAGCUUUCCAUACCAGAUCUUAACAAGAAGCUGACAACUCAACUUGCUGCAUUGAAUCGCGCCAAACGCAAACCAUAUGUCUACGAGAGACAACUAGAUGCUACAACACUUAAGGACGACACGGAGGACUCGCUGCAAAGCCAAAUCCUUGCUGCAGAACGUUCAUUACGAGCAGUUCAUAAUGGCAGGGAACGACAACGUUUUCCAUAGUGUUCUCGACUCGAUCGAUAGAUUAUAUACAAAUUCUCAGUAAAACGACUCUUAUGAAAAGAGAAACAACUAAUAUAUGAACGAUUUUGAAGAUAAAUAAA